This is a messenger RNA of Ochlerotatus camptorhynchus, 2199 nucleotides long. RefSeq names its product glycerol kinase 3. NCBI's taxonomy places the organism in Eukaryota, Metazoa, Arthropoda, Insecta, Diptera, Culicidae. Gene Ontology annotation, molecular function: phosphotransferase activity, alcohol group as acceptor; kinase activity. The transcript is spliced from 5 exons. Bases 214 to 2001 code for a protein of 595 amino acids. Gene Ontology annotation, cellular component: mitochondrion. The record is from RefSeq and is a predicted model, not a curated record. Gene Ontology annotation, biological process: carbohydrate metabolic process.
UCAAAACAUUGCCAUCGAUUGGGUUUCUCCUCCCACCGGGGCUGCAAUUUUCCCAUUGUUUUCACGCAAAAACACGAUGCUGUGAAGUCAUUAUCCUAUUUUUGUCAACGCGAAUCGUCGGUUCAGUCAAAAUUGCUAUCCUUUCAUCUCGGUUGUCUUUUAACUGACCAUGCAUGUUCAACUGGAGUGAGGCACAAACAGAAACGCACCACGAUGAUUAACGGACCAUCCCGCAGCAAGUUCGGCUCCCUCAUCGGGGUCUUGAACGUGGGUCACUCCAGCUGUAAAUUCCUGAUAUAUGCAGCGAAAAACGCCGAAAUACUGACCUGUCAUGAGGAACCCCUGGAGCCGAUUUCGCCCCACUCCGGCUGGGUCGAGUUUGAUCCGGCCCGGAUCUGGCAUUCGGUACGGGAUUGUAUCGAACGUGCGGUGCAGAAUCUGGAGCUGCUGGAAAUCGAUCUGCGCGACAUGGUAGCCGUUGGGGUGUGCAAUCAGCGCGAGACGAGUGUCCUUUGGGAUCGGCAGAGCGGGCAGGCGUUAUGUAAUGCUAUUGGAUGGUGUGAUACCAGGACUUCUGCCGUAGUCGGAGGGAUGCUGGCCAGGGUGAAAGGGAAAAUUAACUUCCUGAAGGCGGUCUGUGGAUUGCCGUUUGCCAAUUGCUUCAGUGCAGUGAAGGUUCGCUGGAUGUUGGACAAGGUGGAGGGAAUUGAAGGGAAAGAGGUUCUGUUCGGUACGCUGGAUAGCUGGGUGGUGUGGAAUUUGACCGGCGGGGUGAACGGAGGGCUACACGUGACGGAUGUGACGAAUGCCUCGAGAACGAUGCUGAUGAACCUGGAGGAAUUGCAGUGGGACGCCAGGUUGUGCAAUUUUUUCAAGAUAUCGCAGGAUAUUCUACCGCAAAUCAGAAGCUGCUCGGAGAUUUACGGAUACAUUAGCGAGGGACCGUUGAGGGGGAUUCCGAUUGCUAGUUGCAUUGGCGACCAGCAAGCGGCCCUGGUGGGUCAGAUGUGUCUCAGUGCAGGGCAGCUAACCUGUAACAUAGACGAAGGAUCUUUUCUUUUGUUCAACACGGCUCAGGAAAUUAUCGAUUCGGACAAUGGCCUUCUCUCGACGGUGGCCUUCAAGUUGGGUCCGAAUGCGGAAACAUUUUACGCUUUGGAAGGUGCCAUUCCCCACGCGGGAAGUUCGCUCGAUUGGAUGCGAGAAAAUCUCCAGCUACCGAACGAUCCAAACCAGAAUGGGUCGUUGACGCAGAGUUUCCUCGGGGAUCCCGGAGGGCCUUCGGCCAUUCUAUCGUCCAUCUGCUCGAUGAGUUCUUCCUUCGGUGCUUUCCAGAAGGAGGCGGGAAAGUUCAAAAAUCCGAACUACGAAGUAAUCCUGGUUCCCGCUUUCAGUGGUUACUACACGCCCUAUUGGCGGUACAAGGCGCGAGGGAUGCUGUUUGGGUUGACACUGCAGACGACGGCACAACAGAUUAUGUUUUCCGCCUACGAAGCCAUCUGCUUCCAGGUGCGGGAAAUUCUAGAAUCCUUGAAAAAAGACUGUCGAACGUGGCCGGCGGUUACGAAGCUAGUAGCCGGCGGAGAUCUCAGCGAGAAACCAUUCCUGAUGCAGAUGUUGGCCGAUUUAUGCGGGGUGAGCAUCGAACGGCCCCAAACUUCAACACCCGCUUGUCUCGGAACGAUGCUGGCCGCCGGAUUGGCCAUGGAGAUCCUCACAUUGGACGAGUUCCGAGCCAGUUGCAUUCCGCCGACCGAUUACUACACGCCGGCACUUAACUCUAGUCAACGAGAUAUGAAAUUCCGUAAGUGGAAAAUUGCGGUAGAUCGGUGCUUGAACUUUGAUUCCGUCUCGGAGACGGAUCUUUCCAAAUUUCAACAUGACGAGCUAGAUCCGGAGCACUCGGUCCGAUGUUCGAUACCGGGUGGGGUCUACAUAAUCUCUUCCUUCGCUCUGAUCGUGCUGGCGCAAAUCCUCCAACACAAUCGACCGACGACUUAGUUACUGCGCCGCAUGCACCUAAAUGUAGUAGUACUAAUCUGUUGACUGCAAUCGGUAGCUAUCACUCGCCCGACAAUAUGAAGUAAGCUAGGUACGAUAAUUCGCGGUUUUGCCGAUUAUAUAGACUAUGACACAAACUACCUAUUUCUAGAAGAUACAUUACGACGCUUUGCUUCUACGCGCCGCCGGUUGAUGGCU